UGCCAGCCUCGAGCAGCCGAUGUAAUUGGCAUGGUUUAAUUGGUGGCAGGUGCUUGGAACACUCGCACCUGACGUCUAACAUUUAUUUCCGAAGUCGCCGCCUAAUUUCGCUUCCACUUUUAUUAACGACGUCCAUUAAUUUACUGCAACGAAAAUGCUGUGAAACAUCAACAAAGGUUGCCUGACCAACUGGAAGAAAUUUGGCCGUCUUCAUCCUGUUAUUGUAAUAGUUCCAUUUAUUCCAUUUUGUUUUAUUUUCCCAUUUUAUAUUGUUUUUUUAAUGACCAUUGUUCUGUCUUCCAACUCAUCGUCUUGGAAACGAGCCAUCACAUCUCACUGAUCUCCCUCCGUAUUGCGCUCUUUGAUCAAUUCUACAAAACCCAUCAUGCAGAGCCUUUACCGUUCUUUCAUGAAAUCAUUCAUCAUGAUCAUCUUCACGGUGACCCUACUGCUAUUGAUUUUCGUUCUGGGUCCAAUGAGUGCUUUCUACAGCAAGACAAGAGUGUCAACGCAGACGACUCCCACCAAGAAGACCUCAAAAUCAAAUCUCACCAACGGCACCCGUUUUAGACAUAAUUUCACCAAAAGCUUCCACGAAAUAUUGCAUUUGACUCUGAAAGAUGCCAUCACUCAACCGUCAGUGGUAAACAGUUCCAAGUCCCACGGAACGCAUCUCGUAACUUCUCCAAAAGACAAUCUACAGAACUAUGGCAUUGCUCAAACUGUUGAUUACAAUCUCUUCAAAGAGGACAUCGAAUGCAGUAAGGCCUAUGCCAAAAGCCUGACAAGGGUCGGCCUCCUCACGAGAAAAGAGUGUCAUAACAUUUUGGAUGGUCUUGAAAUGAUUGGAAUGGAGUGGGAAAACGGGACGUUUGACUUGAAGCCGGAUGAUAAAGAUGUCCAUGCUGCUAAUGAACGGCGCCUGGCAGAGUUGAUUGGUUCAGCGGCAAAUAAGUUAAAUGCUGGCUGGGAUCGCAAUGACCAGUUAGCGACAAGUCUUCGACUGUGGCAGAAAAAUGCCAUCAGCGUUCAUAAGAGUGAUCUGAUUGAGCUUUUGGGUGUCAUCACUGAGCGGGCAGAGAAGGAGCUUGGUGUUCUCAUGGCUGGCUACACCGUGAUGCAGCAAGCGCGACCAAUCAGAUGGAGUCACUGGCUGCUUAGCUUCGGUUGGAAAAUCAAAAGAGAUAUUGAAAGACUUAUGGAUCUACUUUCACGAGUUGACUUGCUGCCACUUGGAAGCGGGGCACUAGCAGGAAACCCUUUUGGGGUUGACCGAAUGUUUUUGGCCAAAGAGCUCGGGUUUGCUGACAUCAUAGAAAACAGCAUUGACGCUGUCAACGACCAAGACAUCAUCUUUGAAUAUGUUGCCUGGGCGUCAAUCAUGGCAGCUCACUUCCACAAUUUGGCUAAUGACCUUAUUUUAUACAGUACGAAAGAUUUCGGGUUUGUUGAACUUUCCCAUCCACUACACAAUGUUCAAAAUAACGCCAGUAGCUUUUCGAACGAGAAUGCUCGCAGCUUGGAAGAAAUCCGUGGUAAAACCAAUCACAUCUUUGGUGAAUACACCGACAUGUUGAGUGUCUUGAAGGAAUUCUCAAACCUACACAACAAUGAUUUCUUAUCAAAUGCCAAAGGAAUGUUUGAUAUUUACAAGACAAUUGUGAACGCUUUACCAAUAACCAGAGCGAUCCUCUCUUCUUUGAAAAUAAACCCAGACAAAAUGGAAGCUUCCCUAAGUGAAGAUAUGUUAUUGCCAGACUUGGAAUAUUACAUGGUACGAAAGGGCCUACCUGCUGACAAGGCGCACAGCCUGGUUGGAAUGUGUGUCAGACUGUCACAGAAAAAGGGGGUCACUUUUUCGAAACUCUCUCUGGCUGAGCUUAGAUCUGUUAGUCCUGUUUUUGACCUCGAUGUAAAAUCUGUAUGGAAUUAUAACAACAGCGUAGAGCAAUACACACUUCCGGGAGGGACAAGUCACGCUAGUGUACAGCUUCAAAUAGAUCAGUUGAAGAAAUGGAUGUCGUUCCAAAGAUAAUCAAUCUGCAGAUCAAUAACCAAUCAUUGGAAUGCUCACACCUACCAACACCUUUCACCGUUUGUUAGAAAAAACUUUGGACUUUAUAAGAAUCUCUGACAAAUUAAUUUAUUUAUUUAUUGUGUUCACUUGUUAUAGACUGGGUUUUCUUGUUCGUGUUUUUUGGAGAAUAACUUGUAUGUGUGUGUGUGUGUGUGUUUAUGUGUGCUUCUGUGUAUAUGUAUUUGAAUGUCUGUGUGU
Messenger RNA from Octopus sinensis (East Asian common octopus), 2275 nucleotides. RefSeq names its product argininosuccinate lyase-like. Gene Ontology annotation, molecular function: argininosuccinate lyase activity. The record is from RefSeq and is a predicted model, not a curated record. Bases 386 to 2035 code for a protein of 549 amino acids. The transcript has 2 exons. Gene Ontology annotation, cellular component: cytosol. Lineage: Eukaryota; Metazoa; Mollusca; Cephalopoda; Octopoda; Octopodidae.